UUACCUUUAACUGCUGGUGCUGCUUUGUUGUUGGACGAUUUAAAAAUGUGCAUCAAAUAUUUUGCAUUUGCUCUUCUUUGGUUUCCUGGAGUGCUGCACGCACAGAGCACCACACAGGCCUGUGAUGCUCCCACACUGGACGGUGGCUUCUUUGCCCCAAAGCAAGAGACUUACUCUCAGGGCACCAAGCUGAGCUACACCUGCAACGAAGGACGUACGCUAGCAAUGAAGGGUUGGUGGGCAACCAGCACAUGUCACAAUGGAAAAUGGUCUUGUAUAGAAAGUAUGAAUGCGUGCAGCGUGCCUCCUAAAAUCCCCCAUGCAGUCAUCGUUCAUCAGGACUACCAGGAAGUGUUUGCUGCAGGUUCAGAAGUGCAGUAUGAGUGUGAGGAUGGAUACACUGCAGAGGGAGCACACAACAAAAAAUCUGUUUGUACACAAGGAAGCUGGACACAAGGCCCGACCUGCACAUCUUCUAGCACCUCUGAUUCAAAUAACAGAGACAGCAGGCUUAUACCAAUAAACAGUAAGUUGCUCACAACCUUUUCCACUUAAUCAGCAUAUACAUCA
Molecule: messenger RNA, 570 nt
Organism: Haplochromis burtoni (Burton's mouthbrooder)
Lineage: Eukaryota; Metazoa; Chordata; Actinopteri; Cichliformes; Cichlidae
Product: complement factor H-related protein 1-like
Exons: 5
Coding region: 46-555 (169 amino acids)
Source: RefSeq, a predicted model, not a curated record